Messenger RNA from Cimex lectularius (bed bug), 1171 nucleotides. RefSeq lists its product as uncharacterized. The record is from RefSeq and is a predicted model, not a curated record. Lineage: Eukaryota; Metazoa; Arthropoda; Insecta; Hemiptera; Cimicidae. Gene Ontology annotation, cellular component: sarcoplasmic reticulum; apical plasma membrane; clathrin-coated vesicle. The transcript has 8 exons. Gene Ontology annotation, biological process: negative regulation of apoptotic process; regulation of actin filament polymerization. Bases 238 to 1077 code for a protein of 279 amino acids.
GUUGUUAAGAUAAAGCCACAUGUGUACUUACAAAUAGUUAUGCAGAGCAAUAUGUGAAAUAAAAUCGAAAUUUUUAUUUAUCAUACUUUUUGUAUGAUGAAGGCCGAUAUGCGCGUAGAGAAUCGAUGUCGUCCUGUUUCGAUUGCAGAAAUAUAUCAAGAUUGUAUGUGAAAAGAGGUUGACGUUGAUCUGAACGGGACGGGACCGGUGAAAAGGGACUGCCGAGAAGGCGACACCAUGCCCAUUUAUGACUUUUUCAGAAAGGUGGUGGGCUUGCCAGCGCAGAUACCGAGAGAUCGGCAAGAUGGAAUAAAACCUGGCUUUAAAAAUCCCAUUUGGGGAGAGGAUGAUGAUGACGAUGAUGAUGAAUUGGAUGAAGAUUUCAGAGGUUUCAGUGCUUCCAGUCCGUUUCAUUUCAGUGUGUUCACUGGGGAUUUCUUUGAUAUGCAUAAAUAUUUUGAGCAACAGAUGGAUGACAUGCUAAAAAUAUUUGGAGACUUUGGAUUUGGAGAUUUGGAGAAUAAAGGGGACAGACAUUUUCCUGAUGAUUAUGCACCAGCCAAUAAGGAGGAAAACUCAAUUCGAUCUCAGUUUGUGAAGCCAUCUUUUGAAAGACAAUUGAACAGGAAAUCGCAAAAAAUUGAUUCUGAUUUGGAUGGAAACUUUGAUUCGAGUGUUUUUGAUUUGAUUCCUGACGCAAAUAAACAUGACGUUAUCCCGUUCAACAGACAUUUAAAUCCUACGCAUUUUUUUGGCCAAAGUGUAAUUUCACGCUCAGUCACAAGACCUAAUGGGACUUUAGAACAUUUUAAAACUAUAAAGAAAAGUGAUGGUAGUGAAGAGGUGACAGUUACAAGGCAGAUUGGAGAUAAGAAACACACAGUCAUCACUGUCACAAGUAGAGAAGGUUUGGUCGAGAAGAAAGAGGAAUUUGUUAACAUGGAUAAAGAGAGUAUUGGUGAAUUUGAGGCUCAGUGGGGAAGUAAUGGCAUAAAUACAAACUUUCGUCCAGCUGAUGAAGGGCAGAGCAGACAUUGGCCUAUUUUUUCCAUCUUUAAAAACAUGUAUUUCAAAUAAAACGUUAUAACUGACCAUUAUAUCUCUGUGUUGUCUUUUUCUCUUUGAAAUAUAUUGUACAUAUAGAAAAAUACAUAGUUUUUAAUUAUUGGGA